Molecule: messenger RNA, 2414 nt
Organism: Branchiostoma floridae (Florida lancelet)
Lineage: Eukaryota; Metazoa; Chordata; Leptocardii; Amphioxiformes; Branchiostomatidae
Product: kelch-like protein 24
Exons: 2
Coding region: 77-1831 (584 amino acids)
Biological process (GO): DNA repair
Molecular function (GO): protein binding; methylated-DNA-[protein]-cysteine S-methyltransferase activity
Source: RefSeq, a predicted model, not a curated record
UUGUUAACGGACUUGGUCGCGCACGACCGCAUCUACAUUCCAUUUCUAAUAAAAUUUCCAGCGCCAGAAAAGUGUGAUGGAUAUCAGUCAGGCAGUGAACGUCAGAACCGAAUGUGACCUCCGUGAGGGAUAUCCAACCUGGUUCCUGGAGCAGUUACAGGACUUCAGAUCGGAGGGUCACCUGGUGGAUGUCAUACUGUGUGCUGAAGGCAAGGAGAUCCCCUGUCACAGACUGGUCCUGUCGGGCUGCACUGACUACUUCCGCGGCAUGUUCCGUGGUGGCCACAGGGAGAGUAAGACAGAAAAGAUAGAGAUAGGAGGGGUGAGUGCAGAGGCACUACAACUCCUGGUAGACUAUGCAUACAAUUCUAAAUUCACCAUCACCAGCAAUAACAUUCAGUCUGUGUUUGAAGCAGCUAACAUGCUUCAGGUUAAGCCUGUUGAAGACGUAUGUGAGGAAAUUCUGACAGAGUGCUUAAGUCCCAAGACAUGUCUGGCAACUUGGGUGUUGGCGGACAAAGUGUCAUGUAGAGAUUUGUUGGAGAGGGCCAAGAGCCAUGCUGUAAGAAAAUUUGAAGAAAUUUGUAGGAUGGAGCAGUUCCUUGAGCUACCUGUGGACUUUCUGAAGACGUACAUCUCAGAUGAUUGCCUUCAUGCUAAGAAGGAAGAACGAGUGUUGGAUGGGAUCAUGCUUUGGGUAAGACAUGAUCUUAAGGAACGUCAAAGUCACCUCAAGGAGCUGCUAGAGUGUGUUCGUUUAUCACAUGUAGACCAAGACUAUCUCAAGAACAUCUUGGAGACAGACAAGGAGUUAUUAGCAGCAGUUCCUGGGAUUGAGGAACUGAUAAGUGAUAAAUCCAGACCUAAAGAACCUCGCCACAUUCAUCAAGAGGAGAUUCUGGUUCUUGGUGGCCACACACUGACCCCAGAAGAAUGGGUCAGACCUAACUGUAACUUGCACAGACUUGAUCCCCACUGUGAUUCCAUUGGUAUUACUCCAUUACCAGAACCCCUUCAGAAGAGUUUUGGAAUUGCAGCAUGUGUUUUUAACAAUGACGUGAUUGUAACGGGAGGGCACAAGUCCCAAUGUGAAGCCUGGAGGUACAAACCAUCUCUAGAUUCUUGGACUGAGCUGUGCGAUCUCAAUAGAGAAAGACAUAGUCAUGGGAUGGCGGUUGUGAAGGGAAGAGUGUAUGCUGUUGGUGGUGAGGAGUAUGAGUAUUCUAUUCGUGGUAUUUGUGGUUAUCAACAAGGUGGUCUCCCUAACGUCGAGGUGUACAGUGAUACGACCGAGAGAUGGGGCGAAGUAGCAUCGCUGCAACAGGGAGUUAGUUAUUUUGGCGUAACUGCCUGUUGUGAUAAGAUCUAUGUAUUUGGUGGUAGGAUGAGCAACAAGAGAGAAACUGAUGUUGCUCAGUGCUACGACCCCACCGAGGAUGCAUGGACUUUUGUAAAGCCUUUGCCAAAGGCUGUGAUGAACAUAAAAGCUUGCACAGUCAACUCUAAGAUCUAUUUGGUUGGUGGAAUGUUAGACCAUGUCCUGUGCUAUGAUCCUCAGGAAGACGACUAUGAGGACAUGGCGGAUCCCCUGGUAUCGUGGUAUGACUGCAGUGUCACGGUGUGUGGGUCUGAGAUCUACAUUACUGGUGGAAGUGAAAAACACCCUCAGUUUUUUAGUAUGGUCCCCAGUGCUACAGUACAGUGUUACAAUGUGAGCAGUGAUACCAUGAUUAUGUUGCAAGAUAUGCCUCUUCGACUAAGGGCACACAACAGUGUAACAAUAGCAAAGCCAGGGCCGUCUCCAGGACCCAUCCCUUCAUCCCAGUCUUGAUUAAAACACUUUGUUGUGUACAAAAGCUUUGUUAUCCAUGGAAUGAAACUGAUAAAAAUGUAUUUUCCUGAGCUUAAGAUGACAGAUGUGAUAAUGACUGGGAUGGGAAAAACUUUAAAAACUGGUGACAGCCCUAAACAAAACCAUAACUAAUUUUUCAUUGUCUGAAUCAAGUUUAUUAACAUUGAAAACUGAUAAACCCCAGCUAUCUAUAGUUGAUAGAAUAUACAAGGGAGCUUGCUACAUCAAGUCUGUAGGAAGAUAUAGGAAGUUACUACAUCCGGUUUACUUGAGUGCAUCUCCUAACAUUUGUGCCUUCAAAAAGACAUACAAAUUGUGUCAUAUCUCUGAAGAAAAAAGAUUUCUGGUAGUGAAUUGUAAGUCUAAACUCAUGAUCAUGAGUGAUAAGGCUGUGUUUAUUAGGUUAUUUGGAAAGGGACCAGUAGCUGUAGAAAUUCUAGAUCUCCUGCUUUUGUUUAAAGGGGACAAGACUUAAGACUACUAACUUAAUGGCUAAUGUUUUGAAAUAUGCUAUAGACCAUUUGUUAAGUGGUGGAAGAAUCAUUAAAAUUGGAAAUGACCA